UCACCAACGCUCAACGCCCACCGGCCAUUGAAGAAGAAACCCCUCCCUCUCUCUCGCUCAGUCGCUCUCUCUCUCUCUCUCUCUCUCUCUCUCCAGCCAACUAACCUCAACAACACAGCAUUACUACUACUCACUAAUUGCCCAUAUCUCAUAUCCCCCUCUUCCUCUUCGUACUCCACCCCACUUCCUUAGUUCCUUCUCGCUCCUCCAAGCUCCGCGCCCAUGGAGUCGUCGACGGUGGAGACGAGCGACGGGGUGAAGCUCCACGCGCGGGUCUUCAAGCCCGCGGAUCCCGCGGCGGAGAACCUGGCGGUGGUGCUCGUCCACCCCUACACGGUGCUGGGCGGGUUCCAGGGCCUGCUCCGCGGCAUCGCCACCGGGCUCGCCGAGCGGGGCUACCUCGCCGUCACCUUCGACAUGCGGGGCGCCGGCCGAUCCUCCGGCCGGGCCUCCCUCACCGGCUUCGCCGAGGUCAACGACGCCGUCGCCGUCUGCAAGUGGGUCGCCCAAACCCUAUCCCCCGACGGCAUCGUCUUGGUCGGCUCUUCCGCCGGAGCACCAAUUGCAGGUUCUGCAGUAGAUAAAAUUGAAGAGGUGCUGGGCUAUGUUAGUAUUGGCUACCCAUUCGGUCUAACCGCAUCCAUCCUAUUCGGACGGCAUCAUCAAGCCAUUUUGCAGUCCGAGAAGCCAAAGCUAUUCAUCAUGGGAACAAAAGACGGCUUCACAAGUGUAAAGCAGCUGCAAAAUAAGCUCAAGUCGGCUGCAGGUCGAGUCGAGACUCACCUGAUAGAAGGCAUCGGCCAUUUCCAGAUGGAGGGUCCUGCAUAUGAUGCUCAGAUGGUAGAUUUGAUCGUGGAGUUCAUCAAAUCCUUGCAGAAGAAAUAGUGGCUGUUUAGGGUUACUAGUUUAAGCUGAAGCAGUGGUUACGUAUAUACCAGAAGAAACAAGCCUUAAACUUCUUGGUGGCGAUGCGCUGCGGUGCCCUUGUUUGUUCUUGUGCUUGAAUUUUUGGCUUUCUCUUUUGUGUAUUUUCUUUCUUCUGGUCCUUCUUUAUCUUAGGUUUGUUGUAUUUUAUGUGUCCCCCAGGUAUUCGUUUCCCACCCUUUUUGAGAAAUUUAAAGAUGUGAGAAAUUGUUACUGUUGCAUCUGUUGGCAGACUAUUGGUUAUGGUAUUAUUCUAUUAAUGGAUAUCAUAUAUUCUUGCCAC
This is a messenger RNA of Ananas comosus (pineapple), 1207 nucleotides long. RefSeq lists its product as uncharacterized. The transcript is spliced from 2 exons. Gene Ontology annotation, molecular function: hydrolase activity. Bases 223 to 885 code for a protein of 220 amino acids. Lineage: Eukaryota; Viridiplantae; Streptophyta; Magnoliopsida; Poales; Bromeliaceae. The record is from RefSeq and is a predicted model, not a curated record.